Parastagonospora nodorum SN15 is the source of this 324-nucleotide messenger RNA. RefSeq lists its product as hypothetical. Lineage: Eukaryota; Fungi; Ascomycota; Dothideomycetes; Pleosporales; Phaeosphaeriaceae. Bases 1 to 324 code for a protein of 107 amino acids. The record is from RefSeq and is a predicted model, not a curated record. The transcript has 2 exons.
AUGGCGCUACGUCGACCACCUCUGCGAUCGUCCAUUGUCUCAAGAAAGAGCGCCGGCGUCUUGCACUCACCAUCGCCAUUCAUGACAUGCACAAACAAUGUGCUGUCUAGCAUAUCCUCACAUGGAUCUGGCUGUAAUUCGGCCAAUUACCAUGAAACCAACAUUAACGGCGUCUUCCAGAAGCAUAAUCGCCGCGAGGUCUACCUGGGAAGACUGGUGGUGGCGUACGACCACAUUGUUCCGAAUGCCAGAACAGUUGUUUCCCCCGACAAAUGCUUUUUGUUUGGACUCGUGAGCUACACAAAAGUCACCGCUGAAGUCUGA